Spirodela intermedia is the source of this 384-nucleotide messenger RNA. Lineage: Eukaryota; Viridiplantae; Streptophyta; Magnoliopsida; Alismatales; Araceae. The record is from the annotation of a GenBank genome assembly.
AUGGUAUUUGUGCUUUUCAAAGCUCAUAUCAUGUGUUCAGAUUGAUCUUCACAGGAUCUUCACAAGAUCUCUACUUAAUGCUUCAGAGUUUACAAUUUUAUGGUUUAGGAUUCACACUCUUUUUCAAGCUUUUGUCAAUUGUAUUAAGAUGGGUCUUCAUAUGACUUGGGUUUUAAUCUCUUAGCCUUGGAGUUUAGGGUCUGUUCAAGGCCCAGUGCAAUCUAGGUUUUUUUUUCUUGACUUGUGAUUCUAUGAUUGUCUCUCUGAUUGAUCUUGAUUCUAUUUGUUAGGUACUACUGCUUGUUGGUUCCAUUGACCCUCCUUGUGCUGGUCGUUGCGAUGUAUUUCCAUUGGCUUAGCAUGAAGUUCUUGAAGCAUGCAUAA